Messenger RNA from Adineta ricciae, 644 nucleotides. The record is from the annotation of a GenBank genome assembly. Lineage: Eukaryota; Metazoa; Rotifera; Eurotatoria; Adinetida; Adinetidae.
AUGCCGUUCUCUUCAAUUUUAAAACAGGCCGUAAUGGUGUUACUAUUACAUAUUUUCUUCAUUUUUUUACUUUGUGCUCCAGCAACUGGUGAACUAACCAUCGGUGAUACAUAUUCACCGAAUGAAGCAUUGCAAUGGGCAGAAGCCGUAGCUACACGGCUUGUAUCUUGCUAUUACAAUGCAUCAUCAGGAAUAUGGUGGAAUGAAUUAGCUUGGCAAUCGGGUAAUACUCUCGAAUCGUUAGCUAAUUUUUUAAGUAUUCGUAACUCAUCUUUGAAAUACGUUUUCAAUCAAACAUAUACAAAAACAGCUUGGGAUGUGGGAGGCGAAUGUUUUGAUGACUAUCAACAUUGGUUACUAGGCUGGAUUCAAGCAUAUUCUGUAGAUCCAAAUAUAAACUAUUUACAUCGUGCAGCAGAUAUCUAUGAUAUAAUUGUAACCAGAGCAUGGAACGCUACAAAAUGUCGAGGGGGCAUCGACUGGUGUCCCAAAAAUUCAUAUAAAAAUGCCAUCACCAAUGAGCUUUUCUUGACAAGUAGCAUGCGCCUACAUCCCUAUGCAACACUACUUCGCAAGCCACCCUCCUACUAUCUCGACUGGGCUCUCAAAGAAUGGCACUGGUUCGAACAGACCACCAUGAUCCA